Molecule: messenger RNA, 980 nt
Organism: Eubalaena glacialis (North Atlantic right whale)
Lineage: Eukaryota; Metazoa; Chordata; Mammalia; Artiodactyla; Balaenidae
Gene: SNRPD1
Product: small nuclear ribonucleoprotein D1 polypeptide
Exons: 6
Coding region: 227-565 (112 amino acids)
Biological process (GO): spliceosomal snRNP assembly; RNA processing
Cellular component (GO): pICln-Sm protein complex; U12-type spliceosomal complex; precatalytic spliceosome
Molecular function (GO): RNA binding
Source: RefSeq, a predicted model, not a curated record
AAGGGUGGUCUCGGCGUUUCCGCCGUGCGUCCGCAGCGGUACGCGCGGUCUUUACGUCGGAACCCUGGGAGUGUUUCCGGCCAUUCAUAUUCGUAGCCGGUCGGCGCUCGGUUUUCGGGUUUUGUGCGCUCUCGGACUGAAAGGGUGACGGCGCCGCUAGGAUGAAGCUCGUGAGUUUUAUUGAGAUGUAAUUGGCGUACGGCACUGUAUAACUUUAAGAUUUUUGAUGAAAUUGAGUCACGAAACUGUAACCAUUGAAUUAAAGAAUGGAACACAGGUCCAUGGAACAAUCACAGGUGUAGAUGUCAGCAUGAAUACACAUCUUAAAGCUGUGAAAAUGACCCUGAAGAACAGAGAACCUGUACAGCUGGAAACACUGAGUAUUCGAGGAAAUAACAUUCGAUAUUUUAUUCUGCCAGACAGCUUACCUCUGGAUACACUUCUCGUGGAUGUUGAACCGAAGGUGAAGUCUAAGAAAAGGGAAGCUGUUGCAGGAAGAGGCCGAGGCCGAGGAAGAGGAAGAGGACGUGGCCGAGGCAGAGGAAGAGGGGGUCCUAGGCGAUAAUAUCUCUCAAGACUACUAUUUCGAAGUAGUUUUGUUUGUUUAUGACAGACGAAGAAGAAGAAGACGUGGCAGAGGAAGACUACGUGGCUAAGUUAGAAGAUGGUGGAGUCCUAAGCAAAUUGUCUCUCUCAAGGUUAUGGUUUUAAAGUGAUCGAUGCCCUGGCUGCUUUUUGUACAGGCUUUGUUUGUUUGUGGCAGUUUUUAAUAAACAUAAAUGUAGGACAGAGUUGUCUAUUGACUAUAUCGUAUUAAGUUUUAAUAGUUCAUAUAUAUAUUCAUGAUACAAACACAAUAAGAGCUAAGCAUUACUACUAGGCAGUCCCAGAAUAAUUCCAAUCUUAGAUCAGGCUUUUAAUUUUUUGAACUAAAAUAUUUCUUUUAUGAAUAUAUGUAGAAUAUACACCUUUUUAUAUCA